Messenger RNA from Bicyclus anynana (squinting bush brown), 1800 nucleotides. RefSeq lists its product as uncharacterized. The record is from RefSeq and is a predicted model, not a curated record. Lineage: Eukaryota; Metazoa; Arthropoda; Insecta; Lepidoptera; Nymphalidae. The coding region runs from base 852 to 1754 and encodes 300 amino acids. Gene Ontology annotation, biological process: regulation of transcription by RNA polymerase II. Gene Ontology annotation, cellular component: nucleus; transcription regulator complex. The transcript has 2 exons.
GGUAAUUUACUUCUCUCCAGGAAUGACAAAGAAAACCAUCGCAAAGUUGAAAACCAAGAACGCGCCUGGUUCCGACGGUAUCACAAACUCGGCUCUACGUCAUAUUCCCAAGAAAUCAAUAGUCGCGCUGACGACAUUAUUCAAAUCCUGAGAUGUGGCCACUUCCCUGCCAUCAGGAAAGAGGGUCACAUUAUCACAAUUCCUAAACCAGGGAAAAUCCCAGAAAAGCAGACUAGCUACCGAUCGAUAACUGUCCUCUCUUCCAUUUCGAAAAAAAAUCUGCAGUCUUCCAGGAAAAAAGACUUGAACAUGAUCGUUUAGGAUCGAACGAAAAGACGGUAGCUAUUAAUGUUUAAAAAUUUAUCACGCAUAUGAUGGUAACUUAUCCAUAUAAAACAGAUAUUGCGCAAAAAGUAUCGGAAGUCAUGGGAAUUUCCACAGCAACAGUUAAUCGAAUUUUGUUAUUUUUCUUAUAAAAACUUUUAUACGCAAGAAAUUUAUGUAAUAAAUACUAACAAAAAUAACAUUUGUUUUAAUCAGUCUUAUAACUUCGUUUACACGGUCGCCCGUCUGCACUGGCGGACGGCGUAUGAGCGAGGCCCCAUUAGUGCGUUGCGCUGCGUUGCGUCGUCGCAGCGUCGUCGCUGCGUCGUUUUCCAUACAUUUUUUAUGACAUGCCCCAUUAGACCGUUGCGUCGUCGCGCGCGACGUUUCAACGGAUCGACGGACAAGAGACUAUAGCGGGAGGGAGGGUGAUGCGCUGCGUUGUCGGAGCUCCGCUGCGACGACGGACAGUGAUGCACUGCUAGAGGAGAAAGCUAGACGAGCGUAACGACAUUUUCUAUUUUACCAUGAGUGAGCAGGAUAUUGAUAUAGAUUUUCUCAUAUCCUUGGUCCAAGAAAGACCCAUUAUAUGGGAUAAAUCACACGAACAUUACAGUGAUAAAUUUCGUAAAGCGAAUGAAUGGGUAGCUGUUUGUAAAAAAAUAUUUCAAGAUUACGAGGAGUUUGAGGACCAAAAAAAGAACAAAAUUGGUAACGAGGUUGUGAAAAAAUGGAGAAGCGUGAAGGACAACUUUUUUCGAUACGUAAAAAAAAUAAAAGAAAACAGUUCGUCUGGAUCAGGGGCAAAACAAUUGAAGAAAUAUCAUUAUUACAAUCAGUUGCUGUUUUUGAUGAAAGUUGCCCAAAAUAAAACUGAUAGUAGCCUUGAAAUGGUGUCUGAAGAAACGGAACGAAAUGAAAACACAGCAUCAUCUUCUCCAUUUCCUACAAAAGAAAUGUCCUCGUUACCCCCAGGUCCUUCUCGCUACGUGCCUGCAAGCCGUAAGAGAUCAAACCAAGCAAUAGAUGAUUUCGAGGCGCAAGCAUUAAAAGCGUUGCAAGAGAAAGAAAACCGCCACUUAUCAUUUUUCAAAGGAAUUUUGCCUUCUUUGGACAGCUUUACGGAAUUACAAACUUUGACAUUCCAAAGCAAAGUUAUAAAUAUCAUUACCGAAAUUCGGUUCGGGGAACAGACUCAAUCAACAACAUGGCAGUCACGCGGAUAUCAAACUGGACAACAGUAUCAAGCAACACCAUUGCAGUCACGCGGAUAUCAAACUGGACAACAUGCCCAGUCACCAUCGCCAUCAUCGUAUCGAACAGAUGAAUUCGAAGCUACCUACUCAACCAACACUACGAUUAAUAAUUUUACUGAUGAUAGUCAAGAAGAAGAUUAUAACUUUGCUUUGUUACCUAAUAGUAAUACUUAAAUUAAACUGUUUUUAAAGAUAAUAAAUUAAUAACUGAUUAACAUUA